Molecule: messenger RNA, 687 nt
Organism: Necator americanus (New World hookworm)
Lineage: Eukaryota; Metazoa; Nematoda; Chromadorea; Rhabditida; Ancylostomatidae
Exons: 1
Coding region: 1-687 (228 amino acids)
Source: RefSeq, a predicted model, not a curated record
AUGGACAACAUCGACGACGAAUAUGAACGGCUUGUAGUACAUUUUCACGACUGUACGAGGAAAGCGAAGAGUUUCAAAACCGCCAAGAGACGCCUGUCUCAGAAAACUCUAGAGCUGAUACGUCAGCGUGUAGCUGCACCAGCUGCAAGCAACCAAGAACUCACGUCCGAGCUCGCAAGACUUUGCAGAGAGGCGAUAAAGGAAGACCUUAAAGAGAGGAGAGCAGAAAUGUUGGCUGAAGCUGCAGAGACGGGACAGAGCAUUCACUACGUCCGUCGGAACUUUGUCAAUCGUAAAACGACAAUGAAUGCUCUCCGGACCUCAGAUGGAGCAACUAAUGUGUCGAGAAUGGUGAUGGAAGAGGUCAUUCUCGACUUCUACUCAGAUCUCUUCAACAUCCACGUCCACUUGCCUUCUCACCAUCCGAAGGAGGAUGGACAUGUCAUUCCAGGGGUCCUCCCUUCCGAUGCCCGACAUGUCAUCAUGUCGGUGAAGAAUCGUACUUUACUCGGUCCAGGCAAAAUCAAGCCUGAACAUCUGAAGUACCUACAGCCUGUCCUCAUCAACAGAAAGGCGAGGCUCUUCACUCGUUAUCUGUCGCAAUGCAAGGUUCCUAGACUAUGGAAAACCAGCAAGACCGUGCUGUUGCAUAAGAAGGGAGACUCACAGGACAUUUACAACUAUUGA